Plenodomus lingam JN3 is the source of this 780-nucleotide messenger RNA. Lineage: Eukaryota; Fungi; Ascomycota; Dothideomycetes; Pleosporales; Leptosphaeriaceae. The record is from RefSeq and is a predicted model, not a curated record.
AUGGCCCACAGGACACAAGAUACCAAUUUGCACGCCCACAUCACAACCUUUAACGACUUCUUAUCUUAUCCAAAGAACCAUUGUCCGUCUGUUGGCUCAGUAGAGCACAGGCAUAUGGGGUUUAAACUGAGAUUUGACAAGGAAGUGUGGAAUGCGUCUGUGUCGGAGCCUGUGUCUAGGGAUGAGCGGGCAAACUCGUGCGGACACAGGUCUUGGUAUUUCACACAGCAUAAUACGAAAGCACGUCAACAGCCACGACUGCAGAAACCAGGGAGAAAGUCCAGGAAUCACAAGAUUCAAAGGCAACAACCACAACACCUGAAGCUUCAUCGACAACAAAUUCACCCCGCAAAACAAUGCAAGGCCAAACUCUACACCUUCCACCACGGCGGCCCUAAUCGCGCUCGAAAAGGACACAUGAAAAAUGACAUUACGCUCGAGACGCCCUGUUUGAGCGUAGCAUGUGCGACUUGUUGGCAUUGGAGGGCUAUGGAGAUGGUGGUGUUGCAUGGUCCCAGGGCUAGGGAAUGGUGUGGGAUUACGGAGAGGAAUAUAUCGCUGCUGAAGAUCAUCUGGAUUGUGAGGGAAGCGAGGACGCUCCCGGAAUCAAAAUGUGGUUUGAGGAUGUGUCGCGAUGGCGGCAAAGAGAUAAUAGAGUCAGAUUUUUCGAUCUUUGUUGCUUUGAAUGAGAACUCGGAAUUAGAGACGAGCGAGGUCGUGCAAUACGUCGAGCGGGAGUACCUGGCUUUAUCAUGGGACGCCAGACUUGACCAGUCAUGA